Molecule: messenger RNA, 699 nt
Organism: Echinostoma caproni
Lineage: Eukaryota; Metazoa; Platyhelminthes; Trematoda; Plagiorchiida; Echinostomatidae
Source: the annotation of a GenBank genome assembly
AUGUACAAACCCGCCGUCAAUCUACGUGAAGCCCUGGAGAAGGCUCGCAGAAGAGAGCAAAUGUCGCGAACGAAGCAACAAGAGGAGUCGGCGACUUGCGCGGCGGUACAAAGAAACCCAGCGGAACCCAACACGUCUCAUCCAAUCGAGAGUACUAGUUCCCGGUCGUGGUGCCCCUAUUGUGCACGGUUCGGUCGACGGGCCCAACACUGCGGGCACAACCCUCCAACGUACCCACGUGAUCAGAAAGGUCGGUUAGAAGGCACCCCAGUAUCCUUCUUGAUUGAUACUGGAGCUUCAUGCUCCUUGGUCAGCGAGUACUUAGUCAAGCCCACCCGUACUGCCGAUGCGAGACAAUCGAUCGUCACUGCUGUCAACGGUUCCAAAGUGCUCAUCAAGGGUAGAGCACAGCUGAAAGUGAGUCUAUCAAGGUUGGAAGUCACCCACCCCUUCUUGGUGUGUCAUGGUCUCCGAUGGGGAGCCAUCCUGGGGAUGGACUUUUUGCGGAAAUAUUGUGACACGAUUACAAUCUCGAAUACCUCCCUGAAGUUCCGGAUACCAGGUGGAGUCCCAGAACAGAAAUGUUACAGCAUAACAUACCCUGAGUGCUCGGGAGUCCAGGUGCAAAACAGUACAAAACAAGUUGGCCUUGUUCAUAAGAGUGUAGAAGAGCUUCAGAGAAUGUAUGCGGACGCUUGA